AACGAGACCGCAGCAGAAAAAGAUAUUAAAUGCUGUUAAGGAACGGCUAGUGGCUAUAUCGACACAUACAUAUAAGUAUCUAUACAUGUAUCUAUAUCGAUGAAUGUGCUACCUGCUAGCUGUGUCAAUUUUUGAGUGCGGAGCGCGGAAAAGUGAACAAUCAACGAUCAGAUUAUCCAUUCGAAGCAACAAGUAAACGAGUAAACAGUACCAGAACUAAGUAGAGACGACGACUACGACACCAGAAAACUAUGACGACACAGCAAUUGCUCAAUAAAAAUGUGCGCACAAUGCCCAAAUGGGUGAAAUCUGUGCUUUCAAAACAGACUGAGGCGAAUGAACGUAUUGGUCCGAAACCGCCACCAACGCCUCCAAAUGGCGCUGCGACUACCAAUGGAACGACGCCGAAGGCGCCAGCACUGCCGCCAAAGACGAAAAAUCAGCCGGAGCCAGACUAUGAAGUCAUUGAGUUCAGCAAUCAGCAAUACUCUAAUGAGCCAAUGAAGACAACAGUGAUUCGAACUAAAACUCCAGAAAAUAAGCUUAAAUGCACAUUGUGCGGCUCACAGAAUCCCUGGGUUACUUGCGGCGAGUGCUCGGGUCAGUUGUUUUGCGCCUCUUGUGAUGACAUGUUCCACAAACACCCCAAACGCAAGAACCACGUGCGCAAGGCCGUUGAGCAGGGUACACCACCUAUACCACCAAAGGCUCAGGCGGGCGGGGCACCACCCGUUGCACCACCUCGACGUGGCAAACGCGGCCUGCUGACACCGUUUCUGGGUCGCAAGGAACAGACGCAGACCACGGGCACGCCACCGCUGCCCCCGCCUUCGCCCACGCCCUCCCAAAAGUCAAGCUCUUGGCGUGGUCUUAUGAUGAACAGUCGUCCGCUGCCCGAUCCACCCAAGCCGACACCCAGCGAGGGCGGUGGCUCAUCGCGCUCGGGCACGCCCAAGUCUGUGUUCGAUAACAUACAGCGACCGCCCUCAGUGCAGCUUGAGAAGAUCAAGAGCAAGGCCAGUGCCACGCUGGAUCGCAUGGCUAUAUUGCAGCAACGAUAUCGCCAGCAUAAGGCGCAACAGGAGUUGGGGGGCUCGCGCAGCGAUGUGGCCAGCGAUCAGCUAUUGCCAAAUGGUGGCACCUUUGAGCAUUGGUCAAACAUUUCACCAUCGCCCUCGCAUUUUCGUUCCGGCAGCAUGUCAUCCGGUUUGAAUUCAUCACAUUUUGACCUAUCGGAUGAUUCACACAAUUUUCACAAUUCCCUGUUGUUCCAACAACAACAACGACAGGCAGCGGGCGCUCAGCGUCGCCAAAUGAGCACAUCCGUCUUCAAUUUGAACAGCUUAAACAGGCGACCUCCGACGGAGAUGCAAUCCAACGGCGCUUGGUUAGCUAAUCAGCCCAUGCAACAGGCACAAUCUAUGGCUCAGCUCAACUGUGCCGGCUGUCAGACUCGCCAACAGCCGGGUUGGCCCCAACAGCCGCGCCAGCAACCGCAUAUGCAUCAGCAUCCCGACGACUGGUCACAGUUUGGCUCACAACAGCAAUUCAACCACUCAAAUCUGUCACUAAAUAUGGGGCCCGGCUAUCUGCCGCAACAGCAUCAGCACUAUCCACCGCCUGUAUUCAUGACACAGCGUGGCAUAAUGCCCAAUAUGUACCCACAAGGAUAUCCAGUCAUGCAUCCAGGUGUCAUGGGAAUGCCACCAGUAGCCGCCUCACGGGCUGCCUCACGACCACGCUACGCAGCUUCCCCUACGCCCAGUCGCAAGUCGCUCUCCAUGCGGCGCAAGCGUAGCAGCUAUGUGGAUGAUGAGCUAACGGAUGACGAGGACUCCGACCAAGAUGAUCGGCGAUCAAUGGUAUCGAAUCGUUCGGGAAUGACCAGCGCCUCACGCGCUCAUCAACACCAUCAACGUCAACGGCGCUUGUCGAGUGCCUCUCAAUUCAUAAAUAACGGCAAUGAUGACAUCGAUAGUGAGCAGCGACAUGGCCCGAGGCGACGUGAUCGUCGUGGUUCUAUUGCAAAAUCCGUACAGAGUGAGUGGCUACCCGAGCGACGUGAUUCGAGCGCCGGUGGUGGCACAUUGAAACGCCAAACCGAGCCGCAAAAGCCCAGCCGUAUCUACUCUGACCUUGAAUCAGAAGGUUCGGCCGCACGGGCUCUGGUGCAGGCCAAGAUACAGCAGAAGCUCAAAGAGACGGAACCGCAUAAGGCCAAAAAGACAGAAGCGAAGCCCAAGCGUGAAAUGAAAGACGAAAACACACAAGCCGCAGCGGUUGUCCAAAAGGUGCCACACAGAGAAAACACAACCGCUCCAGCCCCAGCAGGUAGUUCUGAAAGUGAGGAAGAGUACGAGGAGGUGGUGGAAGAGGUGUCACAAUCCGAAAGUGAAACAGAACAAUCUAAGCCCGCGCCAGAACUGAUUCCGACACAAGCUACAAAUGGCCCAGAAAAUGCAGCCGAGGUGGAGGCGGACGGAGAUGAUCUUGGACCGCCACCAUCAACACCGGAUCAUGAAUGGGAAUGCGAGUUCUGUACAUUUGUCAAUGAAUCAAAUAUCAAAAUCUGUGCAAUUUGCUGUAAGACUCCCAGCAAGCCGCCCGAGAAACCUAAGUCCAAAACCACACCCACAGCUGCCAAGGUUGAACCUAAGCCCGCAACGACUGCUGCUAUUCAGGUAUCCGCGACCCCAAAACCUGAGGUGAAGCUCGUUCGCAAGUCUUCUAUGAAAUCAUCGAAACCCAUUGAAAAACCUUCAAGCACUACUAGCACAGUAAACAACCAUAAAGCAACCACCUCGACAAGUUCAACGAACACGUCUGCGAAAGCUGCUGCAAAACCGGCGACGACUGCAACUGGAGAGUCAGCUAGCGCAUUGGCCAAGGGCUUCAUACACAAAGACUCCGUUGAGAACAUUUGGAAUACUUUAGAUGAAAGUAUUCAGGCACAAGCGGAGCAGGUGCUUAAGCAAGCUCAAAAGGUUUCGACGGGAUGUGGGGGCACUCCACCCAGGGAGCUUCCCACUGCUGAAGAGGCAAGAGAAGCGAGAGAAAUGGGCACUUCACCGCCUCCACAGAGCAUAUCCACACAAACCUACGAUGCUCUGCCUUUUCGUCGUGAAUCGGUGCCUGCCCAGACAGAAGAGCCCACAGCCGUCCCACAGGAGCGUUUUCGGACGCCUGAGCCGCCUAAAAUGGAACGUCGUCCCUACUACCGCAGCAGCUCUCAGCUCCAGCAGGAAAACGAUCGGUAUCGUAGUUCCAAUGACUUACGGUACAACAACGAAGGAUAUGGUGCUCUUGAGCAUUAUAACGCAAGCCAGUGGACAAAGCGUCCUAACUUUAUAAGCGAUCUAAAAACAUUGCAGCAUCAAACUUCGUCACCCUUCGACUUACCCCACGAACCUUUCGCCUACAAGCAUGAACCGGCUCGCGACCCUGAAACAGAGCUACACAUCAUACUCAAGGAACUUGAGCUGUACAAGUUCACUGUGGAGGAGCUUGAGGCGGCACUCAAGUACUGUGGUCCCGAAACACAUCCCAUUCAAUGGUUGCGUGAGAACUGGCACAAGUUAGUCUCAACCGUGCAGAGUCUGGCCACAAAGUACGGACAGGAGCGAGCAGAGAACACUAUUGGUACCGUGUCGCAGAACGAAGCACGCGAAGCACUGCGUAGUUCAAGUGGAAAUGUUUGGCAGGCCGUCGCCGAUUGCAUACAGCAACGCCAGCAAAAGUUUCGUAAGCUCUCCAGUAAGGGCAACUUCCUGAGGGACGACAUUGUGAAUGCGUUGACGGCACAUCAAGGUAAUUUGGAUCAGGCGCUGUUGGAAUUGAAUCGUACACAACUCAAACCAUUUCUAAUGCGCAUCUGGGGCUCGCCAAAUGGCGUGGAUAAUGAAAGUGGCAUCUUAGAUACCAAGUCGGAUAUACAAGAUUUUUUAAACACCCAUGCUUUGGAUUGCUUGCAACCACCACAGGCGGCUGGUGAGAGUCCCGCCAUCGCCAAUCCAUUUGACGCCCCAUACAUUGACGACAUUGACCACAGCCCUUCCAAGUCCGCAUAUGCCACGCCCAGUCCAUAUCAACUAGAAGACAGCACGCUGAAGAAUCUCGAGAUCCUCAUAGGCAAUAUGGAACAGAAUCAAGCCAAACAGAACCAAGAAGUAUUGCGUUCGAUUGAGACAAUGCUAGAAACCUUUAAAGGAAAACCCGAGCAGGACUAUGAGACAGAUCCAGAAGUUAUGCGAAUACUCACAAAGAGCCCCAUCAGUGCACCAAAAGCUCCUCUACUCGUCGAAGAUAGGUCCACCGACGAUGUCAAGAACUUUGUGUGGCAACACAUUCAAGAAAUAGUGCCUAAUUUAGUACAGCAAGUGGAGCAGGAGCUAAUGGAACGUCCAGAAGGCCAACAAACCGAUGAGGUUCCUGAGGUACCUGUCGUCAAAGUUCCCACCCCACCGCCUGUGGACCCUAGCAUUUAUAUCAUGGAAGAAGUGAUCAAGCCUAAUCUUAGGGAAGCCUCAAUACGAGAAGAACUGCCACCAAAUUUCAUUUAUGCAACAGAAAUAGCCAAUUUCAAGUUAGAGUUUGACCGAGGCUCGGAAACUACGCAUCAGCCAGAAUGGGAACCCGACGAUCUGAACGACGCAGAUAAUAUUGUAUACAUGAGUUAUUUAGCUCCAAAAGAAGUGGCUGCGGAAUCUAAAGAAUCGCCUCAAAAAUUGCCUCAAGCUGAAACUCUGGAAGACCAAUCACCUAAUAAAGCAGCUGCUGAGACGACAACUUCGCAGAUAGAAUCUGAAAAUGGAACCAAAACAAUUAAAGAUAUAAACACCCCUGAAGUCUUAACAACAGAGUCUCCAGCAGCAAUUACAACAGAAACUAUGAAAGCUUCGCUCCAAUCAGAAAUCAUAGCGGGAGAAAAAACAAAAUCUAAUGAUAUUCCAACCGAUAAUCAUGCAGUACAGGAAGAUGAUAAGCCAAGCACAAGCAGGGAAGCUAAUAGAAGAAAUAAAAGAUCACAGCUACCAAGAAAGGGCCGUACACGUGAUCAAAGCCAAAAGCCUACCAACCGAACUAAACUUUCAAAAGGCAUUACAGAUAAAAAGAAAGAAAGCAAUACAGACAAUGCGGAAAAACCAGGAGAAUCCUCAACUAAUGAUGUUGAAUCGUUACAAACCGAUGAACCUAAAGACACCCCUAGACAGACAGAAAUAAAUGAAUCGGCUCAGACGAAAUCCGACGAAACAGCAAACAAUGAGAUUGUUGAACUACAGACCGAUUCACAAGUCGAAACACAAGCAGUUCUAAAUGAGACCGAAACCGAUACUUUAGCAAAAAUAGUACAGCAUACUCCUACAGGCGAAGUACCCCUUGUUAAGGUAGAACCUGUGCAAGAAGUACAAGUUGGUGAUGCAGUUGAAGCAGUUCCAGAAAUAGUACAGCAUAUUCCUGUAGUCGAAGCACCCCUUAUUAAGGCAGAACCUUUGCCGGAAGUACAAGUUGGUGAUGGAGUUGAAGCAGUCCCAGCACAAAUAAAGCCUUUACAGGAGCCGCAAAAAACAGAGCCAAUUGAAUCGAACUCAGUUCCAAACGAAAUAACUGAAAAUAGCGAAGUGCUUCCACCUCACACCGACUCAGUUGAUAUUGUAACAGAAGAAAUUAAGAUGAUUGAAGCCGAGGCACAAUCACGAGCAGAUGAGCCCGCAUUAGACAGUCAAGAACAAAUAUUCAUAGAAGAUGAGGUUCCUGCAUCUGAAGUAAGACCCACGGCGAAUAACGUACCGGAACCAAUAACUGAUUCUCAAUUGGCAUCAAAUGAGGUGUCUGAGAUACAAGAAGAGGAAACUCCUACAUCAGUAGCGGCAGUUGAGCGAAAACGCAGUCCUAAGCGGUUUUCAAAAAUACCUGUGAGAACACAAAGUACCAACAGCCUGCGCAGUGAAAGCAAAGUGAAUAAACAAGUCCCCACAACAAGUGGCACACAAGAACAUAACGAAAAUGCUGACACCACUGCAGAAGAAACAGCUGCCGAAGAAACUACCCAGACUCAACAUGAAGACAGGAGUUUGGAAACGAUACAAAGCAACGCUAAACCUAUUACAAGCAUGGUAGAGCCCGUACCCUCAAUUUCUACACCAGCUGCCAUUAGUCCAGUUGAGUCUGAAGAAGUCUUUGAAGAUGCUGCCGAAUUCAGCAGCACCGAAGAAGUGCGGGCGCAAGACGAGGUCACAUCGGAGGCAGAACUCUAUAGCUUGGAUAGUGAUGAGCAGACUACCGAGCAGCGCGAUAACACCCGUUCGCCAGAAAGCGAAGUGCUGCUUGUGCUGAAUUCGGCCGAGGUAGCACAGGAAUCUACCAUAGCUAAGUCGACCAGCAGUGCCACAGUUAAUUCGCAUUCCAGUCACUCGGACUCUACCAAAAUGGUAUUGAAGGAGUUUAUACCAUCUGGUGAUCCUUCGAAGCAAAAUCUAAGUGAACUAGUGGAAGACACGCAGCGUCUAAUUAAGCAAAUGCGGGAGGAGAUCAGCAUGGACGAAUUUGAGUCCACUGACGACGACUACUCAGAAGACUAUUCCGAUGAGUACGACGAGGGCGAGGAAGAGGAGUGGUAUGACAGUGAGGGCGACGAAGAAGGCGAUUAUGAUGACGAAGAUGGCACAACAUAUGACGAACAAACUCCAUUUAUUGAAGAUGCCUCAAGUGGUGCAGCAAGACUGGAAAAUGGGGAGGAGGAGGGCACAGAAAUUGAGGACAUAUUAGAAGAAACGGAGAAUGAAGAUGACGAAGAGGAAACUGGACAGGCCCCGCAUGAAACAGUCAUGACAACAUCUAUCGCCACAUCCACAAACCAUGAACCUGUGGUACAUGAACUCACUGAGAUUGUUUCACCCACAGUACUGGACGCCGUCAUAACAGCAAUGAUUCCUACUGCUUCGGAGACCAUUGAUGGCGUUCCAACAACUCAAGUAAUGGAGACAGCUGAAACAGUAGCGAACUCCUCAACUCUACCUGCCGUUGAAGUCAUAAACAUGGUCGAGCCAAACGCAUUGCCUAUAGUACCUGAACCAGUCAUAGCUGAUUCUGAAAGUCGUCCAGCUGAGAUGCCAGCUGACAUCGUCCUUGAGGCCCAACAACCUGAAGAACAGACUGUGGAUGAGUCUAACGCCCUACCCAUUACUUCCCCACCCCCUAUAGCUGACUCCGAAAGUCGACCCAUGGAACUUCCCACAGAAACCGUUUUAGAGGAGCCAAAAAAGGUAACCCCAACCACAACAAAUAACAAACAAAAGACAAACAAAAAAGCCAACAACACAGAGGGGUCUAGCACCUCCAAAAGCAGCACAACAGUCAAUAAGACAACCAAAUCCACAGCCAGCAAAAUACCUAAGCCCACAAACGAACCAAACACUACCUUAGUCAACAAAAAAGUGCCCCUGCGCUCAAAAUCAUUUUCGGGUCCCCCCACUCCCAUGGGCAUUUCCUCUGUAAAACGCAUACAGCAGGAAUAUCUGCAAAAGCAGGGUCUCUCAAGCACUGGCCCGACGCACAGUCGGGUACCCACUUUCGUGCCCAAGAAGACCAUCAGUGACGCCAUCAAUAAAUUCAACAAACCAACCACUGACGGUCCUAGUACUAGCAGUGCUGCUGCAGCGGCUGUUAACGCUCUCUUCAAGACUCGUACACAACCACGCAUACCUAAGAAGAAAUACCACGAGACCUGUUUCUCAGACGAUGAUUACGAGACCUCCACAGCCGAAGAGGAUACGAGUGAUGAUUUAGCCUCUGCCCCCACCAAAGCUGAACUGCUGCAGCGUAAGCUUAGCAUACCCGUCUUUCGGGCAUAUCCAAGCGUUCAGGAACAGGUUAUAGAGGAUCCAGCGGUACUUGCACGAAAAUAUGUGGAUCAGGACCUAGUCUCCAAUAUAGCCGAGGCCCAAAUCGCCGCCACAUUGGUUAACAUGAAGUUCCAAGAGGAUGUGGCGCUCUGGGCAGCCAAGGAGUGCUCGGACCUGGAUCAAGCCAUAGCCAUGCUGCAACAAGAGUGCGAACUAUGUAUGAACAUGUAUCCCAUGAACCAGAUCGUAUCUAUGCUGAAGUGCACGCACAAGUGUUGCAAGCAAUGCGCCAAAAGUUACUUCACUGUUCAGAUAACGGAUCGCAGCAUCAAUGACUGCAGCUGUCCUUAUUGCAAAUUGCCAGAGCUGAGCAGCGAAUCGCUGCACGAGGACGAUCAUUUGGAAUACUUCUCCAAUUUGGAUAUCUUUCUCAAGAAUAUUUUGGACUCGGAUGUGCAUGAACUGUUUCAGCGCAAGCUGCGGGAUCGCACGCUUCUUCAGGAUCCAAACUUCAAGUGGUGCAUACAAUGCUCCUCCGGUUUCUUUGCACGACCCAAGCAGAAGCGCUUGAUAUGCCCCGACUGUGGAUCAGUCACCUGCGCUCAGUGCCGCAAGCCCUGGGAGAAACAGCACGAGGGCAGCAGCUGCGAGGCCUAUCUGGAGUGGAAACGCGUCAACGAUCCCGAAUUACAGGCACAAGGUGUUCAGGAGCAUUUGGCCCAGCAUGGCAUCGACUGUCCCAAGUGCAAGUUUAGAUAUUCGCUGGCUAGAGGCGGCUGCAUGCAUUUCACCUGCACUCAGUGCAAGUUCGAGUUCUGCUAUGGCUGCGCACGUCCCUUCAUGAUGGGCGCCAAGUGCAAUGUUUCGUCGUACUGCGCCAAACUGGGACUUCAUGCCCAUCAUCCGCGCAACUGUCUCUUCUACUUGCGCGACAAAAUACCGAUGCAGCUUCAGUUUCUACUGAAGGAGCAGAACGUCAGCUUCGAUACCGUGGCCAUCGAGCUAAGAGAUGAACCGAGUAGCUCGGCAACAGCGCGUGCCUCGGCACGUUGUCCCAUACCGCUACAAAAGGAGACACCACAGGGUCUGGUGGACACCGUCUGUAAUAGCGAGGUGCCCGAAAAACAUGCGGGCAUGUGCCGCACCCACUAUGUAGAGUAUUUGGCUGCCAAGGUGGCGAAGGCCGGCAUAGAUCCUUUGCCCAUUUUCGAUCUGACAGACUGCGUACAGGAGCUGCGAAGACGUGGCAUAGCCCUGCCCGAACGCGGACCCUGGGACACCGAUGAGAUCUACAAAAACAUGUGCUCUGAGGUAAUCAAAAAGAAUAUUCCACUGAAAUCCGCCUGAAUAAAUAGGAAUCUCCGAGGAGGAAAUGCUCGGCGGCUGGAGGCUGGCACUUAUUAGGCGACUGGCUUACUACUGCAGUUCUUCAUUAGUUUUAUGAUUUAUGCCAAAUUUUUCAUAGACAUUUUUAUAUACAUUGUAGACAGAUUAUACCUACCACAUACACCUAACAUAUUUACAUGCCUCCACACUAUACUAUACAUAUACUGUGUGUUUACGAUAUACUCGUACAUGACUUAUUUGUUUAGUUAUAAGCGAUUGAAAAUAGUUUCCCACACACCAGGCACAAACCAUUAAUGAAAAUAAACCCAUUACAUGUGGCGUUGAGUGCACAAAUAAAAAAAAUACCAUAAGCA
Messenger RNA from Scaptodrosophila lebanonensis, 9541 nucleotides. RefSeq names its product E3 ubiquitin-protein ligase RNF31 (gene LUBEL). Gene Ontology annotation, cellular component: LUBAC complex. Gene Ontology annotation, molecular function: ubiquitin protein ligase activity; linear polyubiquitin binding; K63-linked polyubiquitin modification-dependent protein binding. The transcript is spliced from 18 exons. Bases 252 to 9188 code for a protein of 2978 amino acids. The record is from RefSeq and is a predicted model, not a curated record. Gene Ontology annotation, biological process: protein linear polyubiquitination. NCBI's taxonomy places the organism in Eukaryota, Metazoa, Arthropoda, Insecta, Diptera, Drosophilidae.